AUGGUGGCCAGUGCUGGUCUAUUUGCACCAACCAUACGCCAUCACCAGGGAACAUUCUACAUCGUUUGUACCAACUGCUUCCACCAUAAAGAUGCAUGGCGGUACGAGAACUUCCUAAUCAGCUGCAAGGACAUCGCCUCAGGCACCUGGUCCGAUCCCUUGUUCUUCCCGUUCCAAGGCAUCGACCCGGAUCUGUUCUUCGACGACGACGGACGCGCGUGCGUGCAGGGCUCCUGGCAGAUGGACCGUCUGACCCAGCCGAGCUGUACCAUCAAGCAGUUCGAAAUCGACGUGGCAUCGGGAAAGCCUCUGAGCGAGCCCCGUGAGAUCUGGGGCGGGUUUGCGCGUUAUGACACCGAAGGACCUCAUAUCUACAAGAGGGGAGCGUGGUACUAUCUCCUAGCUGCCGAGGGUGGCACAUUUGAGCACCAUCUGCUUAGCAUCGCACGGUCUCGGAACGUGGCUGGGCCGUACGGGUCGUUUUCAGGGAAUCCAAUCUUGACUGCUGACAGCAAAAACGAAUACGUACAAAAUACUGGGCACGGUGAUCUGUUCCAAGAUGAACAUGGGAGUCGGUGGGCAGCAGUACUCGGGGUGAGAAACGAGCCAGGUCAGCCUCUCGGUCGCGAGACUUUCCUGGCCGCUGUCGACUGGCCGGAGGGUGGCUGGCCGAGAAUAUCACAGCCGGCCAUGAAGUUCGAUCGACAUAUCGUUUUCGGAAGUGGAAUCAAGAAAACAACUGCCCGUGACGAACGGCAUGAGUUGUGUUAUGUGCGCAACCCCGACCUAUCGUGUUAUCAUCUGAGCGGAGGAACUGAGAACCUGAUCACCUUGCGUGCCACAUCCAACUCCCUCUCUACACCGACAGGCACAAUAAGUUUCAACGGGAAGAGGCAGAGGUCACUCAACAGCGUGACUAAAGUCGUACUGGAAGUUCCAAGUCGGAGCGAACAUUCGGAAGAUCUUGUCGCUAGAUUGGCGUUGUACAAAGACCAUCUCCGCCAUGCAUCCAUUGCGUAUAACUCAAGUACUUCACAGGUGCAGCUGCAUAUUUCCAACUCGGCAAGCGGGAUUCGACACACCAUGGCUCGAAACAUUACCUCGGGGGUGGACAGACUAGGCUUUAGUAUCGUUGACUCCCCAGGGAAGUACGAUUUCUUCUUUCGAGAGGAGUCAGCACUGGGUGGCAGCUGGGUCAAGCUGGGAAGUAUAGACCUCCACGCCCUCCACGCCAGAGAGUUUACAGGGCCCAUCGUUGGGACUUUUGCUACGGGCGAGAAGAGAGAUGUCGUUUUUCGUGACUUCGUUUCAGAAUGA
This is a messenger RNA of Diaporthe citri, 1317 nucleotides long. RefSeq lists its product as uncharacterized. The transcript has a single exon. Gene Ontology annotation, biological process: carbohydrate metabolic process. Lineage: Eukaryota; Fungi; Ascomycota; Sordariomycetes; Diaporthales; Diaporthaceae. Gene Ontology annotation, molecular function: hydrolase activity, hydrolyzing O-glycosyl compounds. Bases 1 to 1317 code for a protein of 438 amino acids. The record is from RefSeq and is a predicted model, not a curated record.